AUGGGUCCGAAGAGAAAAGACUUCCUGAAGCCAGGCAAGCCGAAAGGCAAGCUGAAGGCGCCCGAUCCACAGACCGAGAACGACUUCCUGGAAGCUGCAGACGAGCACGAACAAGCUGCAGGCAAGUGGCGGGCUGGCGACGCUGCCAAAGCAACCCGUUUCUUCAAUCGUGCCAUCGACACUUACAAUGAAGGCCUGAAGCGGCACCCGCAGUCGUUCGACCUGGCCUACAACAAAGCAAACUUAGAAUACAGUCUUUCAGAGGAUGAGAGAAUUCUACCCCAUCUGGGAAGCAGGACAGCAUUGUUGGAAGAGACCCUCAACUCUCAUCGCCAUGCCAUAUCGUUGAACCCUACCAAUACAGACAUAUUAUUCAACACUGCACAGGUCCUUACUUCUCUAGCAGAAACUGGCCUAGAAGAUGGAACUCAAGAGAUUGCUAAAGUGCCAGCGAGAACGCUGCUGGAAGAAGCUGUGGACAUCUUCACCGGAUGCCUACAAAAGCAGCAGCAAGAGUAUGAGCAAAUGCAGGCAGAGAUUGCAAAAGCCCAGGCGUCUGGAGAGUACCAAGAGGCAUGGGAAGGUGACCGACCGCAGCCUGCUGAGACUGAAAAGCAGGACGACGCAGAAUCGGCUUCGACGUCACCAGAAGGGCCGGGAGACUGGGCCACAGUUGAAGAGCCCGUGACACCAUUGACCAUUCUUGAGACGUGUACUGCGCAGUUGGGAGCUCUUAUUACCCUGCUUGGACUAUACACUCCAGAAGACCUGCCCAGCAUCGAGAAGAAAGCCCAGGACGGUCUCCUGACGGCAACAGAAAUCAUCCCUGCUCUGAUAGACAUCAUCGAUGCAUCGCCAGAGUCGGAUUCCGAGGAAGAAACCGAAGCAGGACCCACACUGUCCAUAGGACAAUCAUCUGCAGCAGAAGAAGCCUCAACAACACCCAAAGAAGACGCACUUCUUGCUGCAGCAAACUUCCAGGCCAGUAUUGCAGAAGCCAUGUGCCGCAGCGGCAGAAGCACAUCGGCACAAUACGCACAACAGGUUGAGCAGACAUUCGCUCUACUGAUCAAAGAAUCCCAAGGGACUAAAAGCCCCGGGCUUGCGUACAUCAACAUUCGAUCGUCGUACGCAGACGCACUCAUCGACCUUGCUUCCUCGAUAGCAGACAAUCUACAGUACACCACCUCGUCACCCACCUUCAUCUCUGAUCUGGAGCUCCAAUGGACCGCGCUAUCGCAAGCCCAGCAGACACUGACCGAAGUCUCCUCGCCACCCUUCUCCUCUCUGCUGUCGCCAUCCCGUCUAGCAGACAUCUUCCUAGCCCGCGGCGACACAGAGCUCUUCCGCUUCCGCCUCGCAACCACGCCGGGCGCGAAACAAGCAUGGGCAAACAGCAACACCGUUGUGGUAGCCAACGCCGGCGUGUUUUACCGUGGCGCCAGAAGCUACGCGCAGAACGCAGGCGCUGCGGCAACACGUGGCAUCGCCGACGCAAAGGCGAUCGUAGCAGAGAUCCUGAAAGAAGUGGCGAGUGGUUCGAACACAAGAAAGGAGGGCUGGAAAGGCAGAAGCGCGGAAGUUGCGGCCGUGCUGGGCCAGAUGGUAGAAGAGGGCAUCGUCGCCGAGGAGAACGCACAGGGUGUGUUGAGAUUUGCAGAGUGA
Messenger RNA from Ascochyta rabiei, 1665 nucleotides. RefSeq lists its product as uncharacterized. The coding region runs from base 1 to 1665 and encodes 554 amino acids. Lineage: Eukaryota; Fungi; Ascomycota; Dothideomycetes; Pleosporales; Didymellaceae. The record is from RefSeq and is a predicted model, not a curated record. Gene Ontology annotation, molecular function: protein binding. The transcript is spliced from 2 exons.